AUGAGGCGGCCGCCGUGCUGCGACAAGGAUGGCGUGAAGAAGGGGCCGUGGACGCCCGAGGAGGACCUCGUCCUCGUCUCCUACGUCCAGGAGCACGGCCCCGGCAACUGGCGCGCAGUCCCCGCCAACACAGGUGGGUGUGGUGUGGGUGGGUACACUGCCACACUGGCCAUGUCGCUCGACGUCGUACGCUCUCAUGGGAGUUCACAGCCACUGAUCGAUAUUCUCACUCUGCUGCCUGCAUCUCAUGCAGGGCUGCUGCGGUGCAGCAAGAGCUGCCGCCUCCGGUGGACCAACUACCUCCGCCCGGGCAUCCGCCGGGGCGGCUUCUCCGACCAGGAGGACAGGCUCAUCGUCCACCUCCAGGCGCUCCUCGGCAACCGCUGGGCCGCCAUCGCCUCCUACCUCCCCGACCGCACCGACAACGACGUCAAGAACUACUGGAACACGCACCUCAAGAAGAAGCUCCUCCUCCAGCAGCAGCAGCAGCAGCGCGCCUCCACCGCCGCCGCCUCGUCACCGACGCCGCCCAAGGGGCAGUGGGAGCUCAAGCUGCAGACCGACAUCGACCUCGCCAGGCGCGCCCUCCGCGACGCCCUCUCCGUCGACGCCGCCGCCGGCGCCGGUCCGCCGGGGAUGGCCACCGCGAGCUCGGCACCGUCGGCGCCGUCCGCCGGCGGCCCAGCAGAGGCACAGGCGUACGCGCUCACCGCGGGCAGCGUCAACAGGACGAUGCUGGACGGGUGGGCGGCGGCUACAGCGCCAGGGAGGAGCUGCGUCGUCGUCGGUGGCACCGUCAUCCCGGCCCCGGCGACGCCCGGCGCGGCCGACAGCGCGUCGGGGUCGUCGUCCGAGCUAACGACGGAGUGUUCUGGCUCCAUCUCCAGCGCCUCCAAUAAACGCGCCGCGCCGGUGGCUGCCGGCCACCAGCUGCUGCUCGUGCGCGAGGAGAAUACGACAUCGGCCGGGCAAGGGGAGGUGCCAUUGUCGGCGAUCGAGUCGUGGCUGCUGGAGGACGACGGCGGCGAGCAGAAGCUGCCGCACGAAAGCCUCCUGCUCGACGCCGUCCUGCAUAAUUUCGGUUUCUAA
Messenger RNA from Miscanthus lutarioriparius, 1089 nucleotides. Lineage: Eukaryota; Viridiplantae; Streptophyta; Magnoliopsida; Poales; Poaceae. The record is from the annotation of a GenBank genome assembly.